UAUUAAAAAAAUUAAUAAUAAUAAAAAAAAAAAACAGCAUAAAAGCAAACCCCAUUUUAUGGCUUUCUUCCCGCUUCCAUUCUUUCUUGAUAACUUUUCACAGAGCAAUCAAAUCAAUCUCCCAUGGCUUCUUCUUCUUCCAACAACAACCCUAACCCUAACCCACCCGCAUUCCAAAACGGGUUCGACCCGAAUUUCAUACCCAACACCACCUUCGUUCAAGCCGACCCGUCAACUUUCCGCAGCGUCGUUCAACGCCUCACCGGAGCUGACCCAGCUAAGAUCUCCGCCGCCAAACCAAACUCCGGCGAGAUGGGUCCCCGCAGACCCGCCUUCAAGCUCCACGAGCGAAGGCCUACAGCCAGAAAGCUGGAGAUCAAGCUCGGCGGCGGCGGCGGCGCCGCCGCCGCCGCGCUGCAUUCUCCCUCGUGUUCGUCUUCUGCUCCAAGAAACUACCAGAGGAGCUACGGCGGAGAGAGCAUGGUUAUGGUUUCGCCAGUUUCGCCGUUGGAGUACCUGGCGGCGGCGGCGGCGCGUGGGAGCCCCGGAACUCCGAGAUCGCCGGUGGAGGAAGAAGAGAGAGCGAUUGCUGAUAAGGGUUUCUAUUUGCACCCGAGCCCGUUAAGCACUCCGAGAGGAUCCGACCCGCCUGAGCUCUUGCCCCUGUUUCCACUUCAUUCACCAAGAGAUAACUUUAGAUCAUCAUCUUAAUUAAUUAAUUAAUUAAUUAA
Messenger RNA from Erythranthe guttata (spotted monkey flower), 731 nucleotides. RefSeq names its product VQ motif-containing protein. NCBI's taxonomy places the organism in Eukaryota, Viridiplantae, Streptophyta, Magnoliopsida, Lamiales, Phrymaceae. The record is from RefSeq and is a predicted model, not a curated record.